AUGGGCCUGCGAGAUGUCGGAGACACAGCCAACGAUACCGCGAUCUUGGACGAUUCGGACGACGCCAUCUCGCUCUUCUCAGACCCUUCUCAACCCGUGUCAUACCUCGAAAGCAUGCCCGAGGAAAUCCUGGAGCUGAUCUUCUCCUACGUAACAGUCGAUCAUACUGCCGACCCGUACGCCCGUCCACAUGUCGACCUGGCAUCGUGCUCCCUUACCUCGUCCAAGCUCCAUUCCGCAGCAUUACGAGUCAUGUAUCGACAUGUCUCCAUCCCACAAUCAAGGGCCUUCGCCAAAUUCAUGCGCAGCCUUAGCAGCGACAAGACUCUCGGCGAGAUGGUGCAGUGGCUGGACUUCUCUCAUUACUCCAACAUGGGCUUUGGCAGUGCCAGGACGACCCGGAACCAGACUCCCUACUUAACACCAACUACCCUCAAGGCAUGUCUAGAUCUUCUGCCAAAGCUACAAGCCUUCCUUGUUCAUGAACAUAUCGACGAUGAGCUCGACACCGAAAUCAUUUCCAAGCUCUUUAGCAUGCCACUCAUGACGGCUUUGGACUUUUGUGCCUGCUCCUCCCGGCCUUUUGCCGAAGCGUUUACGAGGGUGUGUACCAAUAUGGGUGAGGAUCUUUUGACCAAUCUCAAGGGUCUGUCUCUCCACGAAUGCACUACUUUGCAAGAGCCCGUCUUUGAAGCUUUACUCCCAAGACUGGACAGUCUCACUCACCUUGACGUUGCCCACACUCUUAUCAACAGCUCCGCUUUGUCUUCUAUUCCGGAGACUGCUAGAAUCACUCAUCUCAACCUCGAGAGAUGCACACACCUACGUGGGUCAGAGGUUGUCAAGUUCCUCACUACUCAUCCUGCAGUCAAGGACAGCAUCGUCUACCUGAACCUUGCUUCAGAUGCCUCUCGUCACCGCCUCCUGGCUGAGAAUGAUGUGACGACCCUUCUGGCCAAUCUCCCGCCUACCCUACGAUCGCUGAACCUAGGCGGAGCCAGAGUCAACGCUGGCCACAUCCCAGCCCUGUGCCAGUUGACUACCCAUGUUGAGGAGCUCGGCCUUCGUGGUGCAAACCUGAGUCUCGGUGCAGACAUCAAGCGCCUCUUCAAGGCAGAAGAAGAUGACGACACAGAUUCCGACGCAAGCUCAGUCUCGAGCGACGAGGACUCCGAUCUCGAAUCCAAUCUUCCAUCCACCUGCAGUCUGCGCUACAUCGAUCUGACCGACAUCAAAUCCGUCACUCAGAUGUCGCUAUCAUACUCCCCAUCCUCUCUCAUCGGUCUUGACACUCGUCCACUCGAGGUCAUCGAGCUGGGUUCCGACGUUCUCCAGGAGAUCAAGCGCCGUAAUGCCCAAGUCAAGAAACCAGACUGGGUCGUAAAGGAGCUAGGUCGCAGAGGUUGGUACGUUCGCCAACCUGUCGAUAGUGCCAUCGAAUCACCCGUCGUCGACGACGGCUCCAGACCCUGGAAGAUGGGCGCUCGAUGGUGGGGCAUGAGGAAGAUCCCUCUCGUUGAGCAGGAUGUCGGCGGCAUGUACGGAUACUUCAUGUUCAAGCGAUCCUAA
Messenger RNA from Exophiala aquamarina CBS 119918, 1569 nucleotides. RefSeq lists its product as uncharacterized. The record is from RefSeq and is a predicted model, not a curated record. NCBI's taxonomy places the organism in Eukaryota, Fungi, Ascomycota, Eurotiomycetes, Chaetothyriales, Herpotrichiellaceae. The coding region runs from base 1 to 1569 and encodes 522 amino acids. The transcript has a single exon. Gene Ontology annotation, molecular function: protein binding.